CCAAGGAGCGCGAGUGUCCGUGUCCGCGCUGCCACUGCCGCAGGCUGCCGUCUGCGCCUGCGCGCGCCACAGACCUCGUUGUCAGAGAGGCCGGGAUGGAGGACGCUGAGACGCGCCGUUGCCAUAGCAGCCGGGUCCCGGCUGCCAUUAUUCCCUAACACACAGAAAAUGGAUGAAAAUAAAGAUACUGAUUCCAAAGAAACUGGAGAAUAUGAAGAUGACUUUGAAAAGGAUCUGGAGUGGUUAAUUGAUGAAAAAGAACAAAGUGAUGUCAACAUAAUAGAGAUGGCUUGUGGGAAUGAAGAGAGCAUUAGCAAUGAGUUAAGAGAGAAUGAAACAGAAGCCGAACACACGGGACAGCUUCCUGAUCCUGACACAUCCUGGAGGGACGAGGCUUCACCAAGAAAAAAUGACUUCAUUUCCGUGCCGAGCAGUCAGUCUCUGGAACCCAUGUCAGAUUCAGACAGUGAAAACUCCUUCCAGGAAUCCAGACUGGAAAGCCAGAAAGACGUGGAGGAGGACGAGGAUGAGGAAGUGAGGAGAUACAUUAUGGAGAAAAUUAUACAAGCCAACAAGAUUCUACAGAAUCAAGAACCAGUGAAUGACAAGAGGGAGCGGAAACUGAAGUUCAAGGACAAAUUAGUGGAUCUCGAAGUUCCUCCGCUGGAAGACACUGACGACUACACACGUUUUGAAAAUGAGAGCAAUGUGUCUGGGAAGCUGUCGCAGUUACAUCUUUCCAAUGAACCUGGACGGGAAGGUGUGGUCCUGUCGCUCCCUGGCGGGGGCUGUGAGGAGAACAAGGACCGGAAGGUACUGGUCGAGAGAGAUGGGAAGUUUGAACUUAUGAAUCUGCAAGACAUUGAGAGUCAGGGGUUCUUGCCCCCCAUUAGCAAUGCCAACAGUUCAGAAAAUGAUGCUCAGCAGUCAUCAGCCAGGUCCUCCAGCUCAGCUGUCAGUGGUGUCACGAAGGAAGAGCCUGCAGCAAAGAUCCAGGGCUCAUCCACAGAGGAGCCCGCGGCUUUCCCCCCUCAGCCGCCGCCGCCCAGCCCCAAGGCGCGGCCCAGCUCCGCUGCCAACUCAGAGCCCAGUAAGGGGAACGGGAAGUCUAAUCACAGGAUACAGUCUGCCAAUGUAUGUCCAGUGACCUCCACGUAUUGUCUUUCUCCGAGACAGAAGGAACUGCAAAAGCGGCUGGAACAAAGGAGAGAGAAGCUGAAGAGGGAGGAAGAACUACGGAAAAUAGAAGAAGAGAAAGAAAAGAAAAAGGAGAACGACAUAGUAUUUAAAGCGUGGUUGCAAAAGAAAAGAGAGCAGGUUGUAGAAAUGAGGAGAAUUCAGCGAGCAAAGGAAAUUGAAGACAUGAGCAGCAGACAGGAAAACAGAGACCCACAACAAGCUUUUCGAUUAUGGCUUAAAAAGAAGCACGAAGAGCAGCUGAAAGAAAAAAAGACAGAAGAACUACGAAAGCAGGAGGAAUGCUUGUUUUUUCUCCAGGGGACAGAAGGCCGUGAACGGGCCUUUAAACAGUGGCUACGAAGGAAGCGGGUGGAAAAACUGGUGGAGCAACAAGCUGUCAAGGAAAGGACUAGACAGUUCCGCCUGGAAGCAAAGCGUUCCAAACAGUUUCAGCCAUAUGUGUCCGAAGCCAGAUCCUUCCGUUUUACUGACCAUUACAACUGAAGUGCAAAUCUAUGAAGACAGACACCUUAAGUCAGCAUGAUGGUGCGAUAGAACGAACACCAGACGCCGAGUCAAAAUAACUCCAGUUCCUCCUGCCACAGACUGUGUGACCUGGGGCAAAUCCCUGACCUUUCCCCUCCUCCUCGCUCAGUGCUUUCAGAGUAAUGCAAACACCAGCGUGUCUUCAAAUCACUGCUUUCCCGCAGACGAGAGUGCUGGGAGCUCGGCAGGCUCGCCUGCCUCCUAGCCUUUGUCUCCUCAGCUUCCGGAAAUGUGCUUGGUACAGAAAAGGUGAAUUGGUGCUUCCUGAAGUUCACUGAUGUUAACACACCCUAGAGGAUUUCACGCUAACAGCCAGUAACUAGCUCAUCCUAGAACUGCUUAAUUUUUGUCCCCUCCCCACCAAAUCAUUAGUGAAAGACUCAGCUACAGUCCAAGACACAGAUGAUCCCCAGGCCUCUAUGAGAUCUACUCCGCUGGCUCAAACAUGCCUUUGCCCUAUCAUCAUAAAUGUCAUGGUUUAAAAACAAUUAUCAUCGAAAGAAGACUUACCUUUAGUUUGUAAACUCUCAAGAGUAGUCAUUUUUAAUCAAUGAAAAUGCACCCCAAGACUUCUACUGAAUAACCUAAAAAUGUAUAAAAUGAAAGAAUUAAAACAAUACUGUAUAAACACAUUUACUAAGUAAUACCCUGAAACUUAAUUAUAUUCUCCUUACUUCUGUAUUUAGUAACAUGCAUUUAGAAAGGGAGUAUCCCUCACACCCCUUUUUUAACAGGCGGUAUUGUUAAAGCUACCAAAUCUCUCUCUCUCACACACACAAAAAAUCAGGGGUGGUGUUUCUGUCACUGUCCUCACCAGGAUACUCUAAAUUACUGGAUGUGUGUCCUGAAUUUCAGUUCAGAAAUAGCACAUAAGCUAUUGCAGAGGCUCUUGCAUCAUUGACAUAACAACUGGAAAUUUAAAGUAAUUAGUGCCAGCAGACACUGGCACUAAUGUGUUCACUUUGUAUAUCAGAGCUUCUAUUUAGAUGUUUAACAAACAAAAAUAUUCAUGAUGGCUCACUUUGCACUU
Messenger RNA from Myotis myotis, 2755 nucleotides. RefSeq names its product coiled-coil domain containing 181 (gene CCDC181). Bases 169 to 1683 code for a protein of 504 amino acids. NCBI's taxonomy places the organism in Eukaryota, Metazoa, Chordata, Mammalia, Chiroptera, Vespertilionidae. The record is from RefSeq and is a predicted model, not a curated record. Gene Ontology annotation, molecular function: microtubule binding. The transcript has 7 exons.